Molecule: messenger RNA, 3136 nt
Organism: Wyeomyia smithii (pitcher-plant mosquito)
Lineage: Eukaryota; Metazoa; Arthropoda; Insecta; Diptera; Culicidae
Product: transmembrane protein 245
Exons: 9
Coding region: 331-2946 (871 amino acids)
Source: RefSeq, a predicted model, not a curated record
AAAGUAUCGCACAUCCCUACAUGUUGGAAUAAAGAAACUCGCUAAAAGUUAAAUCAGCUGAUCAUGUUUAUCAUUCGUAAUUUUUUUUGUUAUUCUCAUUCGACAGGCGACUAAGACCUGAGGCAAAGGCCAUACCCAUACAUAGUUGAUCCAUUUCCCCUAACAUUCGUGUUUAUGAUAUCAUCAAUAUAAAUAAAAAGUCAAAAUUUCUCGUGAACAAGUUGCGAUGUUCGGUCUAUUGUGUUUUUGAGUGUAAUGGAAAAAAAAAUAUAGUGUUCGCAAUAAUUUAUUAAAAGUGAUAAAUUUUUAAAGUGUUGCAUCUUUAAAAAAAUGAGUACUAGACCAAGCCCUGCACCAUUGAAACGAUCUUUUGACGGACUGUUUAACGCCUGGCUAAUGCUGCGGAGCCAGGGGCACGAAAAACCGCUCCGUAAUGCUCUAUAUAAUGUGAUGAUGGUGGCUAUAGUCGCAGUAGUCAUCGGAGUGACCAUGGUGUUGGCUCCAUUCUUCAAACCACUUUUAUGGGCUUUUUUGUUCGGUGCUGUUUUGUUUCCAGCCAAGAAGCGUCUAGCUGAAGGACUUAAUCACUGGAUCGAACGAAUAGAAAAAGAUGAAAAGCAUUUGAUUGUGGGAAUUUUGGGUGCGCCAGUUCAGGGCAUAAAUUCCUUGGGCGAGUUUUUGACUGAGUGGUUAAUGGGGCAUAUCAGGAUUAUUGGGGUUGGUUGUGGUGGUCUUGUGUUGUUACGGCUAGCACUUUUGUUUGCACCGACUGAAAUAUUUUUACUUAUUUGGAAUUUUAUCGUUUGGAGCCAUUCGUUAUUUAAAGCUGUAUUAAGUUCCUUGACAUUGCAAAUGCUGUUGUUAAUUAUCAUUUUGUAUGUGAUCAGUGUAUGCAUGCUGUGGAAAGCGGAGGUUUCAACGCCAUUCUUAGUCGUUGGUCAAUUGUUGUGGGUUUUGAUCGUUGGAUACGGAUGCAGUUUCCUCGGCGCGCUCCAAGUACCUGUAUUCUUAGGUUUACUUACAUAUGGCACUAUCGGUUUUAUCUAUAAUCUACAACGAGAUGAUAAAAACGUUCGGUUUAUUGACAAAUGGCACAGUCUUCUGGAUGUAACAAGCUAUAGAUUGGAUGAAAAUAGAGUAGAACCUGCUCCUGUACCAACAUUAGACGCCUCUUCGCAAAUGGAAGAAAUCAAAUCAAAACUACAACUGAAUGUAUCUACUCCACGACUGUCAAGUACGAUGAUUGAUUCGCAUAUAAGUAGUGCAGCCAAUAAAGUUGGUGAUAAAAACAAGGAAUCACUAGAAUCUGAUAUGUACUUUAGGAUACUCUUUUAUAGUUGCAUAACAAUGCUAAUUUGGAUACACACGUGGAUUCUGUUUCUUGGUAUUAUACCGAUAAGCUUACAUCUGGUUAAGCGUUUAGCAGAAAUACUUGGAAUUAUACAAUACUUAUCACAACGCUUAGAAAAAUUCUGGGAAAUGCUGAAAGUAUGGCUCUUUCCCCGUCAUGCUGCACUUUUGCCUCUCUGCUUACCCGGAAUAUUGAGAAUGAACACUAACAUCCACUGGUACAUUUGUAUCAAAAUACGAUCUUACAUAGAUGAUAUCAGUUCAAUUUUUAUGAUUGGCCUUCUAAGUGUAUUUGUUAUGCUGAUCAGUUUAUUUGCGUUUACGCAAAUAUAUUCUGAAACAAUCGCUGUUGCCCAACUUGGUAGCAAUCUAGUAAACCGCACUUUGGCGCAUCGACCAGAACUAAUUGAAAUGUUACCCAUUGAUAUGCAAUCGAUGGACAACAUUAUUGAUAACGCGUAUAAGUACGGGCGAUCACACAUAGAACAAUAUGUGGACGAUAUAUUCAACGACACUGAUCCGAUACAGGCAAGAAAACUUAAGCUUCAGAUUUUGAGCGUUUGGGACAGAAUUAUUCAGAGCUGGAUGGAUAGAAACAACGGUGAUGGUUUAGUGGGACCACGAGUUAAUAGUCAAUCAAUACGAGUGACGAUCGACGAAAUUUUCAUCAAUCCUAUUACAAAAGCUGGUAUUAUAGGGUUCGUGAAAAGUAACUUUGGAAUGCUGGUGGAAGUUUCAGACUCCCUCUGGAUGCUUUUGAGAACCAACCUAACUCUGUUAGCAUCUGCGGUUGGAACAUUAGUUUCAGUAAUCUUAGGUGGCGGACAUGCCGUAUUAAAAUUUCUUUUUCAUACAAUCAUUUUCUUCACUACAUUAUUCUACCUGCUCCAGAGCAGCCAGAAUCGUUAUGCACCGACAGCGAUAACUAUAAAUAACUCAUGGGGCCCUCGGAUUAUACAAGCACUAGAAGAUUCUAUUUCUAGCGUAGUAGUGGCUACACUUAAGUUAGCCCUAUUUCAUGGCUUGUUUACAUGGCUGACCCACACGAUCUUUGGUGCUCAUAUAGUAUAUUUACCAGCGGUAUUGGCUUCAAUCCUAGCAGCUGCCCCAUUUCUAGAGACUUACUGGUGUAGCGUUCCAGCUUUUCUUGAUCUUUGGCUGUCACAAGAUAGAUUUUGGCUUGGAAUUAUUCUUGUUCUGAUUCAUUUUAUUGUUCCGUCUAACUUUAACCCAAUUAUACAUUCGGAGAUUAAAGGUGGUGGCCAUCCUUAUUUAACUGGACUAUCAAUUGCUGGCGGAAUGUAUGUUUUCGGCUUGGAGGGUGCGCUACUCGGACCGCUCUUGCUUUGCCUACUUGUUGUACUUUUUGAAGUGACCAUGAGUGCCAUUAGAGAUUCUCCAGUAACACCGCAAACUAGAAAAUCUAGUUUAGACACCGAUAAUGAGCUUUACUCACCCGCGACUACUUUAGUUUAUCUAAAGAGUGGCAAGCAUUCAUCCAUGGGGAUCCACAACUGUCGUUUUGGAACAUUCCCGGAUAUGGCGGAAAUGCCUCUGACUGGAGCAGCAAAUGCGAAAUUAGCGAUGAUGACAUAGGUGCCAAUACUAAAGGCAAUGCUCCGUCCAUUGAAAGUGGUGUUAAAAAGCUUCUAUAGUACAGUUUGAAAUUUUUUAUUUUUAUCCACCUAUAACAAUAGCUUCAAAUGUGCUAAAAAUAAUUGUUACAGUGUUUCAGUUGUUGGUCAUUUGUAGGAACAAUAUUUAUUAAAAUAAAUAUUGAAUGUUA